AUGACUACGCCAAUUCCGAGUCCUCCGGGACUGCCACUCGUUGGCAAUAUCUUCGACCUUGACCCUCAGAAUCGGUUGCAAAGUCUCACUCAUCUAGCUGACAUCUACGGCCCUAUCUAUGAAUUACGACUCCCAACCGGAAAUCUGAUCGUGGUGUCUAAUCAUGAGCUUUUUGACGAGAUCUGCGACGAGAAACGCUUCACAAAAGUCCUUAGUGGGCCUUUAAUCGAGUUGAGGUCGGCAAUACACGAUGGACUAUUCACUGCUCACCCAGGCGAGCCCGCUUGGGGCGUCGCACACCGAACGCUAGUUCCAUCAUUUGGGCCUCUCGCGAUUCGAGACAUGUUCGAUGAAAUGCAUGAAAUCCUAACGCAGUUGGUCCUCAAGUGGGUCCGAUACGGUCCAGACUAUCGAAUUGACACGGCCGACGACUUCACUCGGCUGACUUUGGACUCCAUCGCAAUCUGUGCAAUGGAUACCAGGUUCAACAGCUUCUAUACAGAGGGGGUGCAUCCUUUCGUAAAAGCAAUGCAAGAAGUCCUACUUGAGGCCGGCAGGCGGUCAUUACGACCCUCGUUUGUCAAACGGCUUAUGAAGAGUGCGGAAAAAAAGUAUGCAGACGAUAUAGAAGUCCUACAAUCAACUGCCCAGAAGAUUAUUGCCGACAAGAGAGCGAAUCCGACAGACAAGAAAAGCUUGGUGAAUACCAUGUUGAAUGGCAAAGAUCCAAAAACGGGUCAGAAGAUGACCAAUGAGAGCAUUGCCGAUAACAUGAUCACAUUUUUAAUUGCCGGGCAUGAAACGACUUCAGGCCUUAUGUCAUUCUUGUUCUUCCAAUUGAUGGCCAAUCCCCAGACCCUUCAGCAAGCACAGAUAGAGGUCGACAAAGUCAUUGGUACUGGUCCUGUCAAGGUUGAGCAUCUCUCGAAGCUACCGUAUAUCACUGCCUGCUUGAGGGAAACACUUCGAUUAACGCCCACAAUUACGGGAACAGUCAUGGGACCUCUGCCCGAGACCAAGGAGGACCCCAUAAUUAUUGGGGGCGGCAAGUAUCUAGUGAAACCGGGUAGCAAAUUUACCAUGAUACUGGAAAAGGUCCACAAGGAUCCGAAGGUCUACGGAGAUGACGCGGACAAGUUCCGUCCCGAGCGUAUGUUGGAUGAGCAUUUCAACAAGUUGCCGAAGAACGCUUGGAAGCCCUUUGGAAAUGGUUCAAGAGCGUGCAUUGGUCGAGGUUUUGCAUGGCAAGAGGCUAUGUUAGCCGCUGCUAUGUUACUCCAAUACUUUGACUUCCGUAUGGAUGAUCCUAACUACAAACUCGCAAUCAACCAGACACUCACAAUCAAGCCAAAGGACCUAUUCAUGCACGCGACGUUACGGAAAGGCGUUGACCCUUUGCACUUGGAAACGAUGAUGACCAGCGAGAGCCAGAAAGCUACUCAGGUAUCUGAUGCGUCGAAGGAAGCUGAAAGCAAAGGAUCUGAGAAACCAAUGUCGAUCUACUUUGGCGGCAACAUGGGUACCUGCGAGAGCUUGGCCCACACGGUAGCGCAAUCUUCUGUAAAUCAUGGAUUCAAAGCAGUAGUCAAGCCGCUGGAUGAGUCUACAGACAAUAUACCAACGGAUCAGCCCGUCAUCAUCAUCACAGCUAGCUACGAAGGGGAGCCUCCUGAUAACGCCAACCUCUUUUUCACCUGGCUCAAAAAUCUUGAUGGCGAGCCAUUGAAGGGAGUCCAAUACUCUGUUUUCGGAUGCGGCAACCGUGACUGGAAAGACACAUUCCAGCGUAUACCGACCUCGAUAGACACUAUGUUGGAAAAGAGAGGCGCAAAGAGACUCUUGGAGCGUGGUUCUGCAGAUGUUGCUAACAACGACGUCUUUAACGACUUCGAGAAGUGGGAAGACAAGAACUUCUGGCCGACCAUCAAGAAGGCCUUUGGCAGCGAAGAUGGGACCGACGACACGGCUGGCCUAGAUAUCGAAGUCUCUACUACGCUAAGAUCCUCUCAUCUACGUCAAGACGUCAAGGAAGCUAUUGUCGUGAAGAAUGAGCUUCUUGGAUCUGGGACGGAAGCGCCAAAGCGACACAUCGAAUUGAAGCUUCCGACAGACAUGACAUACCGAGCUGGAGAUUACCUCGCAGUCCUUCCGAUCAACCACACGUCAGUAGUCCGACGAGUGAUCAAGCGCUUCCGCCUCCCUUGGGAUGCCUUUGUCACGGUCAAGUCCGGGGAAUCUUAUCUGCCUGUUGGCCAGCCAAUGUCCGUAUUUGACGUGCUCAGCGCAUAUGUGGAGCUCAGCCAAACGGCGACACGAAGAAACAUUGAGGCAAUACUCAAAUUUACCGCUGACAAAUCAACUAAGGCGGAACUUGAACGACUGAAGGGUGACGCAUUCAAUGCCGAGAUUACAGCGAAACGAGUCAGCCCAUUAGACCUACUAGAGCGAUUUCCGAAAGCCGACAUACCCUUCGGCGCAUUCCUCACAAUGCUCCCGCAGCUGCGGCUUCGUCAGUACUCAAUCUCAUCCUCUCCCCUCGCUGAAGUUGGAUCCUGCACUCUCACAUGGGGUGUCCUCGAUGUAGAGUCCUUCCAAGGCGACGGCAAACGAUUUCUCGGUGUCGCAUCCAACUACCUCUCGAACUUGCAUGAAGGCGACCACAUCCACGUCAACGUCAAGCAGAGCCAUCAAUCUUUCCAUCUUCCCCCCAACAUCACCGAGACCCCGUUGAUCAUGAUCUGUGCCGGUACCGGUAUUGCGCCCUUCCGAGGCUUCAUUCAAGAGCGCGCUUUGCAAAUUGAAGCUGGCCGGAAACUCGCACCAGCGCUACUGUUCGUCGGAUGCCAGAAACCGGGCCAAGAUGAUCUUCAUGCAGACGAGCUCUCAGCUUGGGCAUCGAAAGGGGCAGUGGAUGUCCGCUACGCCUACUCCCGCGAUCCGAAGAGCAGCCAAGGGGCGAAGUACGUGCAAGAUCGCUUCUGGGCUGAUAGAAAGGAUGUACUGCACUACUUCGGAUCGGGGGCCAAAGUGUUCAUGUGUGGCAGUGGCAAGGUUGCCGACGGGGUGAAGGCUGCGUCGGUGAAGAUGUACAUGCAGGCAAACGAAGAGGAGGGUACGCCGAAGACGGAGGAGGAGGCGGAGAAAUGGUUUCAUGCGAUGAGGAAUGAGAGGUUUAUGUCUGAUGUCUUUGACUGA
Molecule: messenger RNA, 3195 nt
Organism: Letharia columbiana
Lineage: Eukaryota; Fungi; Ascomycota; Lecanoromycetes; Lecanorales; Parmeliaceae
Exons: 7
Coding region: 1-3195 (1064 amino acids)
Cellular component (GO): cytosol
Molecular function (GO): iron ion binding; aromatase activity; flavin adenine dinucleotide binding
Source: RefSeq, a predicted model, not a curated record